AAGAGGAAAACAGCAUGAUGGGAAAAGGAUGACGCGACAGAGGGAAAGAAACAUGGAUGAUCCAAACAAACGAAAAAGGAAGACUUAAUAAAGUAAGGGGGAUGAGGAGUGGAGGUAGGUGUUAAAACCCAAUUAUGCUUCUACUAUAGAGGCAGGUGCAGUAGCAGGAGGAGAGCUUCCUUCUUUGUCAGGAUCUGAGCUUCUUUGUUUCUGCAUUUUGGGGUGUGCUGUUCAUGGUGGUGGUAUCAGCAUGAGUUUCAUUUACUGAUGAAAUAAAUAUUGAUGGCCAAUUCAAAUAGAUCAAGAUCUAUGGUCUCUGCUGCCGUUCUGAGCAUCUGAACAUAAGGAAACACCUGAAGGAGGUUCAAAUUUGAACAUGCUUCAACCCAUUAUGAACCAACAAAAUCGAAGCUCCUGGGAUGGUCCUGUUGUUAUACUUUGGGAUAUUGAAAACUGCCGUGUCCCAAGUGUGGUUCACCCUGAAGAUGUAGCUGGCAAUAUAAGAAUGGCUUUGCAGGGGCAUCCUUGGAUUAAAGGGGCUGUUAAGAUGUUCUCUGCUUAUGGGGACUUUAAUACCUUUCCCAAGCGUCUUAGAGAGGGUUGCCAGAGAACUGGUGUUAAACUCAUUGAUGUUCCAAAUGGAAGGAAGGAUGCCGCUGACAAGGCUAUCUUGAUUGACAUGUUUUUGUUUGCUCUUGACAACCCUCCACCAUCCUCCAUCCUGCUGAUUUCAGGGGAUGUAGAUUUUGCUCCAGCUCUUCACAUACUUGGUGAGCGUGGGUAUAUGGUCAUUCUUGUUAUUCCUUCUGACAGGGGUGUUUCUUCUGCCCUGUGCAAUGCUGGUAAGUGUGUCUGGGACUGGCCUAGUUUGGCUUGUGGGGAAGGAUUUGUUCAACGAGCAAAAGAUUUGAAGUAUCUUCGUGGAGGACCAACUGAGCUUGAUGGGUUUUUGAUGGGGUGCCAUACCAAUGACAAUCUAGAUAUUCAGAAUGAGGAAGAAUCAAUAGUCUAUGGGGACAUUUCACUAAGCUAUUACAACCCAAGGGAUUUCUCAAUAAUGUCACAAUCUUUAUCUGAGUAUACGAGUAAUCCUUCUACUACUGGUCCUACCUCCCCUGCAACUCUAAGAUCACACAUUCUGCCAUCCAGGUUGAUUGAAGCGUCAGGAUGUCCUGUCUCUUACAAUGACAAUGAUACCAGGUGUGUGCAGCCUGGCGACGUAAAUUGUCUGAAAGGACAGUUGGUGAAGUUGCUUGAAUCAUCCGGAGGCGGUCUGCCCUUUAGCCGUGUACAUGCCGAGUAUCAGAAAAUGUUUGGAAGGCCACUUCAUUGCAAGGAUUAUGGAAAAUCCAAGCUUGUUGGUCUCUUCAGGAAAAUGGGUGACGCAAUGAUGAUUGAUGGAAAAGGCCAAAAGAAAUUUGUCUACCUUCGGAACUGGAAAGCCAGCCCAAAUGUAUCUCCUGUUCUGGAAAGCAAGGAGAAGAAAGGAGAGGGGACUCAGGAGAAAAACAUGGAUUUUGCCCCUGGUGGAGGCUCUUUUUAUGACUACUCUGAUGAGGAAGGGAUAGCAGUUGAAGAACAGGAUGAUAGAAGGAACCCAAAGAGGAUUAAUUUGGCAAAAGCAGCUUACAAGCAGCUAACGAGCGUCUUCUUACAAGCAAGGAAAAGAGAGUUUAGGAGGAAAACAUUGAUUUUGCCCCUGGUGGUGGCUCUUUUGAUGACUGCGACGACGAGGAAAAGAUGGUGGAGGAACUUGGGAGGAUUAAUUUCCUUCAGAAAAAACUGAAAAGUAGCCUGAUGCAGAGUUGCAUAUAUGUGUUUGUGUGUGUAUAGUAAUAUACAUAUACGUGUGUAUCAUCAGCGAAACUGAAAUAUAUAUAUAUAUAGAGAGAGAGAGAGAGAGAGGAAAAUUAACCAAAAACAAUGUU
Messenger RNA from Rubroshorea leprosula, 1928 nucleotides. NCBI's taxonomy places the organism in Eukaryota, Viridiplantae, Streptophyta, Magnoliopsida, Malvales, Dipterocarpaceae. The record is from the annotation of a GenBank genome assembly.